AUGAAGUUUGAUGGAGUCUGCCUAGCUUGUGCAAGCAUCACUUGCGUCCAAGCUUCAAAAUCUGCUUACUCCCCCCCCCUCUCGUGAGCGAACAAAACCAUUAGAAAAAUCGCCAUUUUUUGACCAAAAACCCACCCUCCGUGAGUGAACAAAAAUUUUUUUAAAUAGAAAAAAUUUUAAUGGAAAAAAAUUUUGAUAUAUAAGUGAUAAUUAGUAUAAUGAAAUCUAGAGCUAAUUCUGUUUAAUUUUAAACAAAUUGCGUUUUAAAAACAUAAAUUUUGCAAAUUAAAUUAAUAUUUGCUUCCCAAUUUUUGCAAAUUAGGAUUUUUUUAAAUUUCGAAAAAAAUAUUUUUUAUAAAAUUUAUAUAUAAAUUUUUUUUAAAAAAAAAAAUUAAACCCCCCUCCGUGAGCGAAACAAAAUUUUUUUUGUUCGCUCACGGAGGGGGGGGGGAGUUACAUCCUUUCUUUAUCGUAUUUACAGUAUCUGAACUCUUCAAGCCAUCACAAUAAGUUAUUUUACCACUUUCUAGUUUUUGGAUGAUCUAAAGGCAUAAUAUUUUUAUUCGCAAGCCCUUGCAAAGAUUUUCCUUCCUCAGCUGCAUAG
Molecule: messenger RNA, 604 nt
Organism: Blepharisma stoltei
Lineage: Eukaryota; Ciliophora; Heterotrichea; Heterotrichida; Blepharismidae
Source: the annotation of a GenBank genome assembly